GUUAGCAACACCGAUGCUACGGAAGUAACGUCACUGUUGACAGAACAUGAGUGUGGCGUGAAAGUGAAGGGGUGGCGGCAGCGCUAGCCAAAACCAGCUAUGUUUACUUGAGAUAAAUCACUGAAAGGCAGCUAUGUUUCACCUGUAAUGAAAGCCGCCAGGUGAGCCAUGGAUUUCCUCACCCUUUUCGCCAUAUAUGUAGUGGUGGUGCUGACAUGCAUCGCCCUGGUCUGCAGGUACUCAGGCCAGCAGCAGACCCCCUUCACUUUACUCGUCAACUACAUAUCAAAGGUGAUUGCUCCAAUCACACCGAAAUGGCUGCAGAGUUUUUCACAGUGGGCCUUGCACAGACUGUUUCAUCAAAGAAGCAGCAUGUUCAUCUGCCUGCACGUCCUGCUGGAGGCUGCUGUGUAUGCAGAGUUCACCUAUGAGGUGUUUGGCUACUGCAGGGAGAUGGACACGACUCUGAGCAGCCUGGCUGUGCCUUACGUCCUGCUGGCCAUCAAGACCUUCUUCUUCUACCUCUGCAUCAAGAGAGACCCAGGCACUGUGACAAAAAAGAGAGUCGCUGGCCAGCUGCAGAUUUAUCCUUAUGACAGGAGGAUGUUUCACCCCGGAGUCUCCUGUCCAACCUGCCAGCUGAUUAAACCCGCUCGCUCCAAACACUGCAGACUCUGCAACAGGUGCGUUCAGCGUUUUGAUCACCACUGUGUGUGGGUGAACAACUGCAUCGGAGCCCAGAACACGCAUUACUUCCUGCUCUACCUGUUCACCGUGUGCGCCAUGGCGGGAGACAUUGCCCUGCUGACAGGUGACAUGCUGCUUCAUGCCGUGCUGCGUUCAGGGCUUCUGAGGGCCAACUACAUAGACGAGCAGGGCCAGCAGCAGCAGGCAGGGCCUCUGUUUGUCAUACAGCACCUGUUCCUGACUUUCCCCCGGAUUGUCUUCAUGCUGGGCUUCCUGGUCUUUGUCUUCUUCCUGCUGGCGGGUUACGCUCUGUUCCAUUCCUACCUGGCCCUCAUCAAUCAAACCUCCAACGAGUGGUACAAAAGCCGCGGCUACGUCUGCCAGCACUGCCACCCGACCUCCGCAGCAGACCACUUCUGCAGCCCGGCGCCCGACCGCUCCAAAAGACACUUCUACAGCAGAGGGGUACUCCGAAACCUGGGAGAGAUCUUCUUCCCCCCGAGACCUGUUCAUAAGAAAGAAAACUGAGAGAUAACUGUCAUGCACUGUUGUUACUCCAUGUUCACAUCACGUCAGAUUUACUGUAAAUACGACCUCCUGACUGGGAAAUACUGUUCACCUCAUAUAUAUGGUUUGGGAUUAUUUGUGGAAUCUUUGUGCUAUGACUUACAGGUGUUAACACAGGCAAAAAACACUAGAGCAAAUCCACCAAUGCCAGGACUGGCUGUCCAAAAUAAUAAAAAUCACAUUCAUCUGUUAUACUCGCAUUAAUACAUGUGCAUUUCUUCUUAUAAAAAUGAAAUCAUGUCUGCUGCAGCUUGUUCAUGGUUGAUUUUAAAUCCUAAACUGUAAACACAUGAACACUUCAACUUGUUAUCAGUGAGAUUUCAUGCCAUUGUUUCAUUUGUUCUGAUGUGAUGUGAACCUGACAUUCGUUCACUGCUUUUGGAUGUUUUACAUUGUGUUUUUUUAUAUGAUAAUGUUCCAUUUGCUGGGAGUGACAGAUUUGAAUAGACUGAUUUUUUUUUAAAUAAUCA
Molecule: messenger RNA, 1724 nt
Organism: Myripristis murdjan (pinecone soldierfish)
Lineage: Eukaryota; Metazoa; Chordata; Actinopteri; Holocentriformes; Holocentridae
Gene: zdhhc4
Product: zDHHC palmitoyltransferase 4
Exons: 7
Coding region: 169-1215 (348 amino acids)
Biological process (GO): protein targeting to membrane; peptidyl-L-cysteine S-palmitoylation
Cellular component (GO): endoplasmic reticulum; Golgi apparatus
Molecular function (GO): protein-cysteine S-palmitoyltransferase activity
Source: RefSeq, a predicted model, not a curated record